Gadus morhua (Atlantic cod) is the source of this 5689-nucleotide messenger RNA. RefSeq names its product zinc finger protein 281a (gene znf281a). Gene Ontology annotation, molecular function: DNA-binding transcription factor activity, RNA polymerase II-specific; RNA polymerase II cis-regulatory region sequence-specific DNA binding. Bases 244 to 2799 code for a protein of 851 amino acids. The record is from RefSeq and is a predicted model, not a curated record. NCBI's taxonomy places the organism in Eukaryota, Metazoa, Chordata, Actinopteri, Gadiformes, Gadidae. The transcript is spliced from 7 exons. Gene Ontology annotation, biological process: regulation of transcription by RNA polymerase II.
AAAGCCCGGCUGCAGCGCCGCUACCGAGCCGCCAGAUUAAACCCCACAAUGCUCUGCGCUCGGGCAAGAUGGAAGAACACGGCAGCUGCGGCAGCAGCGGGAGAACAAUAUUUUGGGUCUAAAAAAUCGAAACAGGAGCCUAAGUGUGAAUUAGAUACGCUGAAGCAGCAAGUCGGGGUCAUGCACUGGAUGAAUCGGAUUGGCACCGUGUAGCCCUCCCACCCCGGCCAGCCCACACUCACCAUGAACAUCAUCCAAGACAAACUAGGGAACGAAUUCCUCCGCUCCAACGGCGGCAUGGACUCCGGCUUCGGCUCGGGCAUGAUCAUGUUCAGCCACCUGCCGCCGGUGACCACCUUCACCCGCCUGGCCGCCCAGUCCGUGAUGCAGGACCUCCCGCCUCAAGAGAUGAUCUUCAAGAAGGAGCGGGACUCGCCCGGCGGCGUUGGCGAGGGCCUGGGCGGCGGCGGCGGCGGCGGCGGCGGCGGCGGCGGGGGUCUGGUCUGCGGCCAGGCCGGGGACUAUGUGCACACCAUGGGCAUCAAGCAGGAGAAGCUGACGGAGCAUGACUACCGCCUGCCGCUGUACCCGGGCAGCCAGGGCCGGAGCACGGAGCUGCUGGAGGUGUCCAUGGGGAACCACCACCACCACCACCAGAGUCUGCAGGUGCAGGACCUCAGCAUGGCCAACCAGCUGCCCAUUCGGUUAGGGAAGGAGGUCACUGGGAGGAAAGGUCGGAGGUCAAAUGGUGACGGACAGGAGGGCAAGCCCAAGAAGAGGCGAAGCGAAGCCAAGUCGAUGAUGCUGGACGCGGAUGGCUGCAGCCUGUCGCCAGGCACCAAACCCCACAUCUGUGAGCACUGCAGCGCGUCCUUCCGGAGCUCCUACCACCUCCGGCGCCACGUGCUCAUCCACACCGGUGAAAGGCCGUUCAGAUGCAGCCAGUGUAACAUGAGUUUCAUUCAGAAGUACCUUCUCCAGCGGCACGAGAAGAUCCACAGUGGAGAGAAGCCAUUCAGUUGUGAUCAGUGUAACAUGCGGUUCAUCCAGAAGUACCACAUGGAGCGUCACAAGAGGACUCACAGCGGAGAGAAGCCUUACAGAUGCGAGACCUGCCAACAGUAUUUUUCCCGGACGGACCGUUUGCUGAAGCACAAGCGUACGUGUGGGGAGGGGGGGAUGAGGCGGGACUCUGACCUGCUGGACCUGGGCUGCGGCCACCCGGACCAGGCCUACGGGGGGGUCUCCCAGGGGGGCCCCGCGCCCGCCGGCCGCAAGAAGGGGCGGUCAAAAAACAACAACAACGGCGAGGGCGGGGAGCGCAAGAGGAAGAAGGGGGCGGGGCUGGCGCUGGGCUCGGUCCAGGAGCAGGCGGGCUACGGCGUCCAGCACUUCCCGGUGGACAACCACGGCCCCAGCGCCUCGCACCAGAACCUCCAGGGCCACCCGGGCGUGGCCCCCAAGAUGGCUGCCAAGAAGGCCAACCGCAAGGCCCAGGAGCAGGCCAAGCAGGCCCACCUGGAGCCUAGCGCCAGCAUGGAGGGCUUCCCCAUGAUGCAGAGCAACGGCAACGGCAGCGCCAAGGCGUGCGGCAACAGCAGCACCUACGACGACGCCAUGCAGUUCCUGAAGAAGCGGCGCUACCUCAACGCGGGGAACAACAACAGCGGCAACAACAACAACGCCGCCGCGGCGCCACAGCCGCCGCCCCCGGGCGGGACGGGCAACGAGUACGACAUGGGCCCGGGGCACCUGCACGCCCAGCCCUCGGUCAUCCAGGGCCUGGGGUCCGGGACGCUGGACGGCGAGGCGCCGCUGGCCCUCCUGGACGCGUCGCACAUGGGGCUGGACAAGCUGGACCGGUCGGGGAUCCCGGACGAGGUGCUGCAGAGCCUGCUGGACCACUACGCCCAGAAGCCCGACGGCUCGCCCCAGGACCUGCACUUUGACCUGGGCGACCACCACGUGGUGGGCCCGCUGCACCCCAUCCCGUCGGACGGCGCCGACGGCGGCGGCCACGACGCGCCCAGCCCCACCGGGGAGAAGGCGGUGCUCAUGCACGAGUACUCGCGCUUCCUGCUGCAGGCGCUGGAGCGCACCAGCCACUACGCGGGCUUCCACCCCAGCCCGGGGCCCUUCUCCGCCUCCAUCCCGGGGAACCCGCUCUACGCCGACAAGAGCAUAUACACUACGUCCCCGCUGGAGUGCGGCUUCGGCCCGUCGGCGGGCUCGCCCUCCAUGCCGGCCUCCUCCUCGCCCUCCUCCACCUCCUCCUCCUCCGUGCCAAAGUCCCACUUUGCCAUGCUGGCGGGCUCGUCGCCGCAGCACGGCUUCCAUCUGAGCGGCAUGGAGCCCUCAGCGCACCAGCAGCUCACCCCCUCUCAGGAGCUCACGGAGCAGACGGAGAAGCCGCACGCCGGCUCCUCCUCCUCCUCCUCCUCCACGCCGCCGCCGCCGCCCUCCUCCUACCAGAUCAGCCCCUCGGACCUCAGCGGCAGCCAGAAGGAGGCGCGCAGCGCCAAGGGCGCCUACCGGCUGUCGGCGUCCCAGGACCUGGAGUCCCUGGAGGCCAAGGCCUCCUCGUACCACAUGGAGAACUUCGCCCAGGCGUUCGGCGCCCAGUACAAGGCGGACGGCUGCGGGCUGGCGGCGUACGGCGGGGAGUCGGGCGGCGAGGUGGACCACCGGAUACGGAGCGCGUCCGUGUCCGAGUUCUCAGGGUAUAGCAGUUUGUUAAGCGAUGUCAAUGAGCCAGUGAGUACAGCUUCCAAAACGCAGACGAGCCAAAGCUACAGAUGAGGGGUUUGGCGGGGCUUUUUGUUUGUUUUAGAACAAUUUACUUGGUUGGGUUUCGAGUCGACUCGAGGGAGAGCGAGAGGAGAGAAAAACAUAAAAGGAUGUCCAAUUUUUCUUAUUUUUCGUGCAUCUAUUUUAUUUUAUUAUUCUAAUUAUUAUUGUGAUUUUAAUUAUUCAGACACUAUGUUUUGUACUGCCACGAACGCACCUCUCUCCCCCACAACGGCUGCAAGGCCUCUUACAAAUGCAAUGUCAUUAUCAUCAUAGGAUCCAUUUUUUUGCGUGUGAAAAUGUAUCCAUUAUUCAAUCCAUUUUAGUUAGAAAAAUGGAUUCACUCCAUUUUGAUUUAAUCCAUUUAUAAUUCAAAUAAUCUUUAUAUAUAAAUAAAAACAAGCAAAUAAUAGCAAUGAAACACGUAUUUGAGCAAUCAACUUCACAAGUGUAAGAUUCUAAAAGAAAAGGGGAAAUGAUAACGAUGGCAGGGAUCAGCCUAGGACUGAACAAGCAAAAAAUAAACAAAGUUAUUGUCUGUUACACGGUUUUAAAGUAUUACUCAGGAAAAUAAUGUGGGGAAUGAAUGAGUUUGGUCGGGCGAGGCACCCAGCCAUACGUAAAUAUGCGUUCAGAACUCCAGAGCCGUUUUUGUUUUAUAGUGUAUGUUCCUUUCCUUAUUUUGAAUGGGUGCAACAAUAACCGACUUCUGCCAGCUCGCAUACACUGAGAACACUUUCCACUUGGCUAAAUAGAGAUUAUGGUACUGUCUUGUCAAUGUGAAACUCAUGUUCUCUUCCACAAUGGCCAUAUAUAGAAUAUAUAUAUAUUUAUAAAAAAUAUAUAUGAUGUAAAAAAAAUACAGUUUUAAUCAUUCUGGGCGCUUGCCAGGUGAACUAGAGGAAGAGAGGAGGUCGGACAACUUGCAUGUGUAAUAGUUGUUUUAUCCCCGGGCAGAACGAAAUCAAGGCAGUGACUUUCCGUGCCACUAGGGGUCGCCGUUGCGCAGCAAAGGAUAAUGGUUCACCCUCCCGCCGACUUUCUUCCUCCGCAAAUCUCUCUCUAGAAAAAAUAAUCCAAUCAGCACUUUGAGCCGUUUAUUGCAUUGAGUAAACUCACCUGUCGUAUCAGAAGAGCUCAGACGUCUACCGACUGGCUUACACAGAGGUGCCUGGUUAGGUUUGGGGCAGGCAGGGAGUAGCCUAUGGUUGGAUCAUAGAGUCCGGCCGAUACCGAUGUAAAGAAAUUACGAUAUUGAUAUAUCAGCCGAUAUUUUAAAAUAAUUUAUCGGCCGUUAUUCGAUACAUUUUAUAUCUUUGUAUCCUGGGGGUUGAGCAGCUCCUUUGGGAUUUGCUGCUUUCCCUCCAGAAGUGCUUCGGGCCCUGGCAACGUAAAAUCAUGAGCUAAAAGAACCAAUUAGCUGUUGCAUGGGGUGGAGCUACUUACCCUCACACAACGGAAUAUAAAACUGUUAGUGUUGGGAGUGUUUACGCAGAUGUGCAUUUAGAGGUUCAGUCACAACAGAGGAUUACUUAAGAGGGGAUAAAAUUCAUAAAUCAACAGCAAUUCAUAUCGGCGCAAAUGUAUACGCCGAUACCGAUCAAUCUGUGAUUGGCCAAUAUCGGCCGUUAAAAUCGGCCUGCCGAUAUAUAUCGGUCGGGCUCUAGUUAGAUGGCAUGUUUUUUGUUUUAUUCAGGGUUGGGGUGGGAGGGGGGUUAACAUUUUCUAUUAUACACGGGGAGGGGGAAAAGUUGGGGUGGGUUCUAAAAAAUUUGAAUGGGAUAUUGUAAUUGUUAUUCACAGCCCAUAGUUUUAGUUAAAAUUGUUACCCAGUUUAGCAUUUUUUGCUUUAUAAUUGAGUUUUAUGAUAAUUGAUAGGAACUAUUUCUUCUCCUUUUUACUCGUAGUAGCCAUGUAUGAAAGAAAUGGCGUUGUACCUAAUUGUACUUAUUCUAAGCCACGUGAUGCUUCCAUCACCCAAUUAGUGCCCAGAGUCAAUGCCCAAUCUGUCAGUGUGGAACCGCAUCCAAGCACGUGCAAAAUGUCAUUUUAAUGCCGACAUACACUUGCAUUUCUUUUCUGAAUUGUAAACCAAUAACACAACUUUUCAAAUCCUCCCGAGAAAAAAAAAGUCUGGAAACGUACGUGUCCUUUCUCUAGGACCUAGAUCCUUCUAGAUGAUAUCAUCUCCAUAUCCUCUCAAUGUACCAGUCGCGCCACAUUGACUUAAAAGCGAUCCCCAACCACGGCUGUAUACAGGCCUUGAUGCUGUCAGAGGGGGGGUGCUGUGAUUGGCCACCGACCGCUUGAUUCGAGCAGUAAAUACUUAUUUUCCAAACCAUAUACCUCAUAUCUCACUGUAACCCAGGGACGACGGACGGGUCAAACGGACGCGGCCGUGCUGUAGCGCCGCGCUCAGAAGGCACGCCAGCCUCGAUUUACUUUUGUUUUCAGGGUCAGAUUUUUUUGUACGGACGGACUACUUGAAACUUUUGUGUAAAUGACAUGUAUGUUAUGUCUGGUCGGGGGUCCGUCACUGAACGGUUUCUUCGGAUGUCUUAAAUCCUGCGACUGGAACUUCAGUCUUCCUCGUGCGUGUCGCGGCUUACCCGAUCUGCCCGUUUAGUUUCCAUGCUGUAGGAUGAUGAUUUUUCUUGAUUUUUUUUAUUUUUUAUUUUGACAUAAAAUGUAAAGGACACAUUUUUUAUGCCCCCCCUCCCCCUCUAUUAUGAAUAAUAUUUUCCUCCAUUGUCUUCCCUCUCUUACCACAAUUUUGUAGCGAAUAUUAUCAUCCUCUUCCAUGUUCUUUCGGGCUGCUGUGAACCGCUUCACUCAGCUGUAUUUGUCCAAUGAAAUUCAAAUUGAUUAGGGAAAAAAAAAUAAAAAUACUUUUAUCAAAGAG